Molecule: messenger RNA, 1323 nt
Organism: Closterium sp. Naga37s-1
Lineage: Eukaryota; Viridiplantae; Streptophyta; Zygnematophyceae; Desmidiales; Closteriaceae
Source: the annotation of a GenBank genome assembly
AUGGACGCUAAGAGACCUUUGACUCGACUCACACCCCAAACCCCACCGCCCGUAUGCCCUGUCCCUUGCGCACUCGCAGUACGUGACGAUGCUCUCUACUCCGCUCUCCACUCGCUCUCCACUCUCCACCGCUCUUUGCCGCUCUCCACGCCGCUCUCCACCACUCUCCACCUACCGCCAUGUGCUGUUUCUCUUUGUUUUCGCCAUCUAAUCUAUUUUCUCCCUUUCCUUCGCCCCUUUCUUCUCACCCGCUUCUUUUCACCCCUUUUCCCCACCUCCAGCACCAUGGUAACGAAAAUCGUCAACACGAACAAUGUGUUGGUGAUUGGAGUGAAUUUCAAGAUGCCCGUUUCGACUGUCGGGCAGGUGGACUGCAAUUAUCUCGAGACUCGCUAUAUCGACUUCAUCGGCAAAUACGCUUGCCCUGCUGUGUGGCUGUACCGAGUGUGGGGUGUACAAGUGGUGCAGGGCAACGUGUACGGGCGGGUGGAGGUGGCACGUGCGAACCACUCGCGGAUCGACUCAAUGGACGUGCUCGUGAAGGCCACCAACCAGCCCGGAGCCAUUGUGGUGAUGCUGUCAGGGGACGGGCCUAACCUCAUUCGGAGUAACGUGGUUAUAUCCAACAACAACAUCCGCACGGAGGGCACCAUCGGGCAGGGCGCCGCUGUUGGCAUAAUGCUAUAUCGGGGAGCAGUGGGAGUGGACGUCAUCGGCAAUCGCAUAUCGCACUUCUCCCUUGCAAGCCUGCAGCUGGGGUGGGGGCAGAGCAACGUGGGAGACGCAAUGCUCUCCCUGGUCACCAAAAACGAUAUCGUUCACGGGUUCGGGCAGCUGGGGGAUAGUGCGGGUAUUUACCUCGACACGCACUGGGUAAACCCCGGGAAUGUCCUCCGAUGCAACUACGUGCAGCGGGGCGGGCACUGCUUGUAUCUCGACUGGGUGUCGUCUGGAACGGUCGUGGAUGGGCUCGUGUGUGAGCAGACUGCCGAUGGGAUGAAGCUUAACACGGGCAAGAAUAACGAGGUGCGCGGAAUGGUGAUUAUAGACAGCAAGGAGCCGCUAGCAGGGUACAUCUCGUGCCAGAAUUACGGAGUGAACAACUGCGACAAGCCCAACGGGAUCAAGUGGAACAACGACCUUCUCACCUACUACCAGACGCCAGGGAUCAAGAAAUUGCAACCAUCAAUUGCUUUCCUCUUAUCUCCCUGCCCUUUCGCUCCUUUCUCCCCCCCCCCCCCUUGCCCCUCCUCCCUCCCGCACCCCUCCCCACCAGCUCUUCCCAUUCCUCACCAACUUCUGCAAAAAGACCUCCAUCAAUAA